AUGAAUUCGCAGAACCCCUACGGAGGAUAUAGUGCACCACCCCCUCGUGGUGCUGGUCGAGGAGGCUCACAAUUACCAAAUAGGCCUCCGCCACCUUUGAGUUACGGCGCUGGUGGUGGUGCACCUAGUGUUGCUGUACCAGCAGGAGGAAGUGGUUAUAGUGGGCCACCACCUUUGCAUCUCGGCGGAGGAGGUCCUCCACCAUCUUUUGGACAAAAUUACGGUCCUGGAGCUCGGGACAAUUACAAUUCAGGACCACCUCCAGGUAUGGCUGGAGGUGGCAGACCUCCAAUUGCUGCUCCCCAAUAUGGUGGUGGCGGCGGUGGUAUGGGAUACGAUGCUGGGCCUCCUGAUAAUGGAUAUGGAGGACCUGCUAGCAGAUUUGCACCAAAUGCAGGACCUCCUCCUCGUCCAAUUGGUAUGGGAGGCCCUCCUGCUCCAUAUGGAUCACAAUAUGGAGGUGGUGGAAAUGGCUGGAAUGAUGAUGCAGGACAACAACCACGCAAACGGUCACGGACAGAUCACGACGGAGGCGGCGGUGGUGGUCGUGGAGGCGGCGGCGGCCCUAGAGGCGGAGGAGGAGAACUGGAGUAUCAAGACUUCUUGAAAGAACGUUUGAAGCGUGAGAGACCUGGCAGAACCUUAUUUGUGCGCAAUGUUGAUUUCCGUUGCGUCAUUCCUGAGCUACGUCAACAAUUUGAAUCUUUUGGAGAAGUGAAGAGUUGGUUCGAUUUAAUUGAAAAGCGUGGGAUUGCUUUCAUCUCGUAUUAUGACAUUCGAUCAGCAGAAGUGGCAAAAGAGGCAAUGCAAGCCCAUCGUAUCAAUGGUAGGGAAUUGGACGUUCAUUAUAGUUUACCUCGUGAAUCCGAAUUGAGUAAACGAUGUGAUCGCGAUAAAGAUCAAGGAACCUUGCUAGCUGUCCUCAGGGGAGGAGAUCCAAAUUUGUCAGAUGAUGAGGUGCGAAGCGUAUUCUCCCAAUUUGGUGAAUUACGUGAUCUACGACCAAAUGACCAAUACACCGGGCGUUUGGUAGAUUUCUGGGAUUGUCGUGCCACCAAAAGAGCUUACGAUUCUCUUGAAAAUUCUCCUUACCGAGGUGGAACAUGGCAGCUUUCGUUCGAAUGGGACCUUGGCAUGGAAAAUCGAAUGCCAGAUAUGCAAAAGCAUGAACGCGAUCGAGAAAGAUUGCGUUCGAUGAAUUAUCAGCCAGGUGAAGCAGGUCCCCGACCUGGUGCAGAAGGUCAAUUUGACAAUCAAGGCGGUGGUAGAUAUGCAAGAGGAUCUUCACAGGAAUCCGGACAAGGCUCUUACGGAAGGGGCGGAGGCGGUUACGGUCAAUACGGUCAACAAUCUUCUGCCCCAUCAGGUUACGGACCGCCCUCGACUGGUGCUAAUCAAUACGGUGGCGGUGGUACGAAGAGAGGAUAUGAUUAUGAUAAUUCACCUUCACAAGAGCCACCGAUGCGUAGAUGGGGUCAACCAGCCAAUGCCAACCACGGUCCUCCAGGAAACGGAGGGCAAAGCUACGGAACGCCUCCCGUUCAAUCUGGCUCGAGACCUAUUGCAGGUUUACCUCCAACAUCUUCCACCUUUUCUCCUCCCAAUCAAGCAAACGCAGGACCAGGUGCGGGUGGUUCUGAUCGUUUGGAACAAGCACAAAAAGUACAACAACUUUUGGCCUCUCUCAAAUCUGGUGGUGGCGGUGCCAAUGCUGCUGGUUCACCAUCAAAUCGACCUCCAUCAGCUUCAACACCAAAUGCAAACGCUGCUGUCAGUCCUCCCACUGCUGGUUCGAAUUCCGGUGCCUUGCCAAGCAACAUUGCUGCCUUGUUGCAGAUGGCACAAAGCAAAUCAGGCCAAAAAUAA
This is a messenger RNA of Meira miltonrushii, 1866 nucleotides long. RefSeq lists its product as uncharacterized. The coding region runs from base 1 to 1866 and encodes 621 amino acids. Gene Ontology annotation, molecular function: RNA binding. The transcript has a single exon. NCBI's taxonomy places the organism in Eukaryota, Fungi, Basidiomycota, Exobasidiomycetes, Exobasidiales, Brachybasidiaceae. The record is from RefSeq and is a predicted model, not a curated record.